UCCAGCAUAUGUCUCAGAGGCCCAACGUCCCUCACUCCUCCUCCAUUGCCUUUGCCCUCCACUCCCACCUCUUAAUCUCCAGUGAUAUGAACCCUAAUUGGUCCUCCUAAACCCAUCCAUUCAAUUUUGAUCCUAUUUUUUUUUAUUCUUUCAUUCAUUUUUUAACAGACGAUCCCAGAAAAAGGGGAAAAAACCCCAAAAGAUUCGACCUUUGAUUCGAUUGGAAAAUGGGUAUCAAAGGAUUUGUCGAGGGAGGCGUCGCUUCCAUUGUCGCUGGCUGCUCCACCCACCCGCUGGAUCUUAUCAAGGUCCGUAUGCAGCUCCAGGGCGAAAGCAACCCCGCUCGCGCCGCCGCCCCCCAGCCCAUCCACAAUCUCCGCCCCGCUUUUGCUUUUAAUUCCCAUUCCGCCACCCUUGUUUCCCCGCCGCCCCCACCGGCCGCCGUACGUGCCGGUCCAAUCUCGGUCGGAGUCAAAAUUUUUCAGACCGAAGGCGUUAAGGCAUUGUUCUCGGGAGUCUCAGCAACAGUUCUCCGCCAGACUCUGUACUCCACCACCCGAAUGGGCCUCUAUGAAAUUUUGAAAGUCAAAUGGGCCGACCCGAACUCCGGGAACCUGCCACUGGCCCGCAAAAUUUUCGCCGGGCUUGUCGCCGGUGGAGUCGGAGCCGCCGUCGGCAACCCCGCCGAUGUGGCCAUGGUCAGGAUGCAGGCCGGCGGUCGCGACUACAAGAACGUGAUCGACGCGAUUGCCAAGAUGGCGAGGAGCGAAGGAGUUCUUAGUCUGUGGCGCGGGUCUAGCCUUACGGUGAACCGCGCUAUGAUCGUGACGGCGUCGCAGCUGGCGUCGUACGACCAGAUCAAGGAGGCGAUUCUAGAUAGGCACUUGAUGAAGGACGGCCUUGGGACGCACGUGACGGCGAGUUUCGCGGCGGGGUUUGUGGCGUCCGUGGCCUCGAAUCCGAUCGACGUGAUUAAGACGAGGGUUAUGAACAUGAAGGUGGAGGCUGGGCGGGACCCGCCCUACACUGGGGCCCUCGACUGUGCCCUAAAGACCGUGAGGGCGGAGGGGCCCAUGGCCCUUUACAAGGGCUUCAUCCCUACGAUUUCGAGGCAGGGGCCGUUCACUGUGGUGCUGUUUGUGACCCUUGAGCAGAUCAGGAAGGUGCUUAAGGACUAUUGAGAGUCGGAGUCCCAACAAUUACCAUGAUGAAAAAUAAUAAUAUUAUUAUUAUUUUCGACUAUGGCUAUUAUUAUUGAUUAAUGAAAUUUUACCUUUGGAAUUUGGCUA
Pyrus x bretschneideri (Chinese white pear) is the source of this 1289-nucleotide messenger RNA. Its product is annotated as mitochondrial uncoupling protein 5-like. Lineage: Eukaryota; Viridiplantae; Streptophyta; Magnoliopsida; Rosales; Rosaceae. Gene Ontology annotation, biological process: phosphate ion transmembrane transport; oxaloacetate transport; thiosulfate transport. The record is from RefSeq and is a predicted model, not a curated record. The transcript has a single exon. Gene Ontology annotation, molecular function: thiosulfate transmembrane transporter activity; malate transmembrane transporter activity; sulfate transmembrane transporter activity. Gene Ontology annotation, cellular component: mitochondrial membrane. The coding region runs from base 228 to 1181 and encodes 317 amino acids.